Molecule: messenger RNA, 1025 nt
Organism: Gasterosteus aculeatus aculeatus (three-spined stickleback)
Lineage: Eukaryota; Metazoa; Chordata; Actinopteri; Perciformes; Gasterosteidae
Gene: arl6ip5a
Product: ADP-ribosylation factor-like 6 interacting protein 5a
Biological process (GO): negative regulation of transport
Cellular component (GO): membrane
Source: RefSeq, a predicted model, not a curated record
CUCCUGGCUGCGGCUUUCCGGCUCUCGGCUCUCGACUGACAGAAGCAAACGGAACCGCAGGAAAUGGCCAAAGUGGAGCUGACGCCGCUGAGAGCGUGGGACGACUUCUACCCCGGCCCGGACCGGUUCGCCAAGCCGGACGGCAAAGAUUUGGCCAAAUGGAACAACAGAGUUGUCAACAACCUGCUUUACUAUCAGACUAAUUAUUUGGCUCUGGCCGUCGGUGUUUUCCUCGUUGUGGGGUUCCUGAACCCCCUGGGGAUGUUCACAGCGAUGGCCGUGGUGUCGGCCGUCUUCCUGGCUUCCGUGUGGGCCGCAGAGAACCGAUCCGUGAUCAGCAACUUCAAGAGGAACAAUCCCACGGCCUUCGUGAUCGCCGUCAUGGUGACCAGCUACAUGUUGAUCUCCAUGCUGGGGAGCGUCAUGGUGUUCAUGACGGCCAUCACUUUACCUCUGGCUUUGAUAUUUGCACACGCCUCCUUUCGCCUCCGCAACAUGAAGAACAAACUGGAGAACAAGAUGGAGGGAGCCGGGCUGAAGAGGUCCCCCAUGGGCAUUCUGCUGGAGGCCCUGGGUCAGCAGGAGGAGAACUUUCUAAAGAUCCAGGGCCUCCUGGAGGGAAAACUGAAGGAGUGAAUGGACUUUGUCCUCUCGCGUCUUCUUCCUUUGAACAAACAUCCGACAAGAUCCAGAGUUUGUUUCAUAUACAGUGUGUGUGUGUGUGUGUGUGUGUGUGUGUGUGUGUUUCCCUCAGGGUAUCGGUCACUCCCCUCAGAACCUGCCUGGGCACUAUUGACAGACGUUUCAGCUACGCAGUGUGCGAGUGUUCAUGUGGAACACAUCUGGAUACACCAGCCCCCCCCCCCCCCCCCCACCACUCGCACAUGUGUUGCUUUGAAAGAAAGAAUAAAGAAGCCAACGGCCGACACGCAUGUGUUGCGGGGCUGGACUGUGAAGUUUUUUGAAUAAUAUCUCUUCUUUCCAAUGACUGAAGUAUGCUGUUGAAUAAACCGCACAAAGAGAAA